Messenger RNA from Linum trigynum, 1470 nucleotides. The record is from the annotation of a GenBank genome assembly. Lineage: Eukaryota; Viridiplantae; Streptophyta; Magnoliopsida; Malpighiales; Linaceae.
UCCACUUUUUCAUCCAAACAACAAUUUAUCCAUUCACUUACACCCCCAACAACUUGCGCCCACAGCAAUUUCUCUCUCAGCUUGUAACCACUCGAAUUUGCACCCCUAGUUGUCAAAGACAUCAAACACAAUCAUGGUUUCUAUUAGGGCUGGAUUUUCGGUUAGAUCGGUUAUAACCGAAAUGUCGGUUACCGAUUAACCGUGACGCCGGCCUUGUCUACCGCCAACCGCCCGACGGAAGCCAUCGGUUAGCCGGUAACCGACCGGUCGGUUACCGGUUAGUUGCUCGGUUAACCGUGGUAACCGACCAGACGGGUAUUCGGAGAAGAAGGAAAAGAAAAAGAAGGAGAAGAAGAAGAAGAGGAAAGCUGCGGAGAUGGGGAGCGAGGGUGAGGAGAGGAGGCUGAUUUUCUGAUUCUCUGGUAACCAAAUCUUCCUUUUCAAACUCCCCCACCGCCGGCAAAACUUCAUACACCCAAAUCAUCCGCCUUUUCCCCAUCUCCUCUGCCUUCCAUUUCUCUGAUUCCCUCCGCUGCCGCCAAAAUUGACGAAUCUCCGAUUAACAAUCUCCCCCCCAGAGACGCUCCACCAGAUCUUCUCCUCCCUCACCCUCCGCGAAAUCGUCGCCUGCCGAUCCGUCUGCUCUGCCCUCCCCUCCCAUGUCGGGAGCUUCAUCAUCUCACCGGUUCCAGCAACGUCCAUGCUUCUUCUUCUCUGGCCGGGGGGAAGGGCUUCGAAUCAAAAGGGGAAGCGAGGAAUCAGAGAUUCGUGGUUCGAGGGAAGGAGAAUUCGAAGGUGAACGGGGUGGAUUUCGACAACGACGAGGAUAAUGGGAACGGGAACGGCGAGGAGGGAGAAGAGGAUUCGUUUGAUUGGGAGAAGGAGAUGAGGAAGAGAGUGAAGGAGAUCGAAGAGAUGAGGGAGUUGGAGAAGAAGGCGGAGGAGUGGCGAUGGCGGAUUCAAUCGCAGAGGAGUGGCGAUGGCGGAAGCAAUUUUCUUGCCCAAAGUGGCGAGCAGAGGAGUGGCGAUGGCGGAUUGGCGGUUGCUGGGAGUGAGAAGGGAGAAUGGGGCAGGCGCGGCGUCGGGGAGAGUGAGGGCGGCGCGGCGGCGGCAGGAGACUGCUGUGGGAGGAUUCCGCUGUGCUGCAUUUCUGCCGACUGUGGAAGGCGAAGGAUGGCUGGCGAAUUCGCGAUGGUUAGGGUUAGGAGGAGACAGACACAUCACACAUACGGCGGCGUUUUGGGGAGGGUGAGGAUGCGCCGGUUAGUCGGUUUAACCGGCGAUUAUUUACGUCGGUUAUCCGGUUAACCGGCCUUCCCAACCCUUCUACCGCCAACCGCCCGCGGCCUCUAUUUUUCGGUUAUCGGUUAACCGGUAACCGCCGGUUAACCGGCAACCGAUAACCGAAUGGCCAGCCCUAGUUUCUAUAAAACGAAAAAAGAAAAAAAAGAAUAAGUGAACGUUUAGUAA